Messenger RNA from Hyla sarda, 8606 nucleotides. It is a transcript of the gene LIMCH1, whose product is annotated as LIM and calponin homology domains 1. NCBI's taxonomy places the organism in Eukaryota, Metazoa, Chordata, Amphibia, Anura, Hylidae. Gene Ontology annotation, biological process: regulation of focal adhesion assembly; positive regulation of stress fiber assembly. Bases 393 to 5495 code for a protein of 1700 amino acids. Gene Ontology annotation, cellular component: stress fiber. The transcript is spliced from 34 exons. Gene Ontology annotation, molecular function: myosin II head/neck binding. The record is from RefSeq and is a predicted model, not a curated record.
AGCAGCAGCAGCAGACACCUGAGUCACUGCAGCCCUCCGCACAAUGCCAGGCCUGCACACAGGGCACUGGUGUGCCCAGUAGGCUGGUGUUGGUGCUGCUGUGCCUGUUCCACCCUCUUGUGGGCUGCAGCAGUGACUAUAUGGGAGCAUGUAAUGAGGCAUGUGAUUGCUGCCUCUGCUCCAGGAGGAGGUGGCUUCAGGAUUUGCAUGGGCUGAAGGCAAAAGCUGCAACAGUCUCGAUUAUUUUUAGCUGGUGUGGUACAGAUCACGUUGCACAGAGCAGGCAAUUGCUUGUCUCUUGCACUGGGGAGCAGGAGGAAAGAAGAUUGUGGAUCCCUUUAUCCCUGCACUAGAUCAUCUGCCCAUAGAGGAAGGCACACUGCUGCCAGGACAUGGCCAGCCCUGCACUAGAUCUAGAGGACAUCACCCAGCCCCAGGAAUCCCCCCCUGAUGCUGCCUGCAGAGAAGCCCAGAAGUGGAUCGAGCAAGUUACGGGUAGAAGUUUUGGUGACAAAGAUUUGCGUAGUGGACUGGAGAAUGGAAUCCUUCUUUGCGAGUUGUUGAACGCAAUCAAACCAGGACUAAUAAAGAAAAUCAAUAGACUGCCUACACCCAUUGCGGGGUUGGAUAACGUAACACUAUUCUUACGGGGCUGUAAAGAACUAGGCCUUAAAGAAUCACAACUUUUUGACCCUGGUGAUCUACAGGACAACUCAAACAGAACAACAGUCAGACUUUCUGAUUGUAACAGGAAAAUAAGAAAUGUACUAGUCACUGUUUAUUGGCUUGGAAAAUCUGCAAACAGCUGUGCUUCCUACAGUGGAAACCACUUAGAUUUGAAGGAGUUCGAGGUUCUGCUGGCCCAGAUGAGAAAGGAAAAUGAAGAGAUUGAGAGCCCUAAAAGAAGCAUCCGUGACAGUGGUUAUAUAGACUGCUGGGAUUCAGAGAGAAGUGACUCCCUGUCUCCCCCAAGACAUGGUAGAGAUGAUUCUUUUGAUAGCCUGGAUUCUUUUGGUUCUAGAUCACAACAGACACCUUCACCAGAGGUCAUUCUGAGAGGCAGCAGUGAUGGCAGGGGAAGUGAUUCAGAAUCCGAUUUACCUCACAGACGGCUACCUGAUGUUAGGAAAGAUGAUAUGUCUGCCAGACGGGUUUCUUUUGGCGAAAACAAAGUAAUAGUGCCUUUUAACCAGUACCUCCCCAACAAAAGCAACCAGACUUCAUACAUCCCAGCUCCCUUACGCAAGAAAAAAGCUGAACGGGAAGAUUACCGGAAAAGCUGGAGUACUGCCACUUCACCACUAGGUGGAGAAAGGCCCUUCAGCCCAAAUCGCCCAGAAACAAUUGAGGAAGAACGUUGUGAGGGACACAAUGAGGAGGAUAGGACCACUCAAGUGGCUACCCAUAAAGGGAUUCUUGGGAAAGCCACCAAGCUCAAAGAGCAAUUUGAUCAUCAAGAAGAGGACGCAGAGGAUCAGCCUGAUCCAGAUGAUGUAGAGGGUCGGAAAUUAAAAAGCCUUCAAAAAGUCGGAAUUAAGGUUAUGCCCGCAGCAAAGCGAUAUAGCAGUGAAAAGCAAUCUCUUGAAGACCAAGAACCAGAGAUAGUGAUCCAGAGGGAAAACAGUAACCCAGCUAAUGUGGACUCAGAGGAGGAAGAAGAGUGCAGAGUUCCCGAUAUUGAACGAGAUGACCUGGCCACACGAAGAGCAAGGAUGAACCAACCUAAAAUUUCCACACCUUUUAAUCCAUAUAUACAGGGUUCCUAUAUUAAUAAAUCAAAACUUUCUCAGGACAACACCUUGGCCUCCACCCCUGCUUCCCCUAAACAUACUGUGAAUAAAAGCAAACUUGAAAGCCAAGAACAAACAAAAGAAACACCGGCUGUCACUCUUAAGAGCAAUAUAGUUCAAAGACCUGCAGUCAUUGAGUCAGAUGAAGAAGAGGAGAAGAUUCCGGAUAUACAGCGAGAUGAUUUAGCCAAGCGCAAAAGGCAGGGAGCAGCCUCACAUCAGAAGGAACAUAAAGUUUUUGGAACAGCCUCAAUAACCAAAGCCGAUCUGGCAACCUGGCAGAGACUUAAGCUCUCUUCUGAGGAUAGUGAAAAUACUCCUGCAUUCCAACCCCAAGAGAACAGCCAAAGUCCCAACAUUGAUUUGGCCAGAGCGGCUAAUGAUGACUUUGGCAAACGCAAGUUAUCUUUGCAAGAGAAGAGGGCCAGGAAUAAGCAAAAAUUUGUGAGGUUUGGUCCAGUAACUGAAAUUGAUCAAAAAAAGUGGGAUAGACUGUGCAUUGCUAAGCCUGGUGCUAGUGAGGCAAGUGCCAGUGAUGACAAGGUGUCCGAAAUAACAUGCACUAAAGCAGUCAUAUCAGAUACCUCAAAAAUUGAAGUCGUGGAAACAACUCCACUCUCACAACCCAGUACAAGUAGGCCUGCCAAACCUGAGGUUUGUAGAUUACCAGAUGUUUCUGCACCUCCCGAAAAUGAAGCCAAUGGACAGCUCCUAGAUACCAAACGGGAUGACAUGUUGGCACGCAGAAUGGGAACAUUUCAGAAGUGUGCCAAACUCAAUAGCCCAUCACCUGCCUCUGAUGACUCACAUGGAUGUGCAGAUCACGGAAAAGCAUCAGAACAAACAAUGGAAGUGGAUGGACAUAGCCAGCCAUCACAAGAGGACAGCCAGCACGUGAGUAAGGUGCCACCUUGCAGUGUUGAAGAAACAAACUGUGGAGAUUCUUGUAGCAACCAUGUUGCUAAACAUCCUACUGAUCCUGAUACUGUAGCAGAUACUGGUAAAAUAGAUAGGAACUUGCAGGACAGAAGCACCCCAGACCCGGAAAAAGAUGAUAUGAUGGUCAGAAGAAUCUCAGUCACUCAGAAGCCAUCUACUGUAACAUUGAGUCACUUCCUUCCAGUGCCAUUUUCUGUGCAACCAAAAGCAGAGGAGAAAAGACCGUUAUGUAUACAAAAGGAAAAGAAACAUCAAAGCUCCCUCCAAGCAAUCACUCUUUUGCCAACUCAUACUUCCCAAACACCCACCACCUCCGCUUCUGACAGUCCAUCACAACAGAUUGAACCAAACAAAGCAGAAGAUUCACUUGAAUUCAGUACCAAUGACCUGACAAGCAAACAAAUGUGCAGCCCCAUUCAGAGCACUCCCAUAUGUGCGGAGCCUAAGCCCCAACCAGAAGGAAAUCUUGAAAAUCCUGACCUUGAGUGUUUGAGAUUCAGCAGCCCACAGUCUGCUCUAUCAGAUGAUGCAGAGAGUGUAAGCAUGUUGGACAUGAGGUAUGAAGAGGAAGGAACAAUGAUGCCGCACAGCAGGGCCCACCAAGAACAUCUGCAGUUUGUGAAUGAUCUUCUCAAAGAGGAGGAUGACACGUGGCAGAAUGACCUUGCCCGAUGGAAGACCCGCAGGAGAAGUGCAUCACAGGACCUGAUAAAGAAAGAAGAAGAAAGGAAAAAGAUGGAGAGGCUGCUCAGUGGAGACAGUGACUCCGAAAGGAGAAGAAGCAUAAAAACAUAUAAAGAAAUAGUGGAGGAGAAAGAGAGGAGAGAGAAAGAAUUGCACGAAGCCUACAAAAAUGCUAAGACAAAAGAGGAAGCCGACAAGAUUUUGCAGAAAUACAUAGAAAGGUUUACAAUAAGUGAAGCUGUUCUUGAACGUUUAGUGAUGCCAAAAAUCCUUGAGAGAAGCCACUCGGUGGAGCCAGGCUUACUCUCCUCUACAGAGGACCCCAACCCCCUGAAAUAUCUGAGGCAAGAGUCUCUACCGUCUCCUAAAUUCACAUCUACAGUGGAGGCGACCAUCUCUCCUACUAGUGAGUCAGACUACAGAACACCAGCAGGUCGGACAUCACCAACAAAAAAUGUGGUUUCUAAGGCAGUGCCUAUGCUGACUGCCAGGCCUUACUCCCAGCCCAGAAGCACACAGCAGGUCUUGAAGACAUUCAAGAUAGAUGGCAAAAUUAGUGUGAACGGAGAAGCACUUAAUGGUACAGAGGAACAGAAAGAAUCCUCUGUCACCUCAACCUUCACUCCCUCGCUGACCAGAUCACAGAGGUUUGAAGGUGUUGCCAGAGUUGAUGCACCAACAACUGAACAGAAGACAGAUAUUUCUUCCAUUGAACUUCACCUAACAAGACCGAAUGUGCAUAGUCCUGACAAGGAUCCCAAAGUAACCUCUGAAGGGAUAAACCAUGCAAACCAAGUGAAUGCAAUGGAUUCUUCUUUGACAACUGAACAUGGCCACACAGAACAAACAAAAGAUUCCACACAGUCUCUUAUACUAAGCAAAGAAGAACCCAUCAUGACCACACUAUCAGUCACUACAACUGAACCCACAGUAAAUGGAAAGGAUCUGGAAGAAGAACAAAAAGAGGACUCUAAAUCACUGGUUAUGCAUUGGUCUUUGAAAUCCUCUAUUAAGGAACAAAAUGAUACUGCCCUGUGUCAGGACAAGAGAAAGGCUGAAGAUGACAUAGAUGCACUACAGAAAGAGAAGCAUGGAGAGCUGGAUGUCAGUGGGACCUCAGCAGUCUUUCAGCCCCUUCUUAAUUCCCCGAGUCGAUUUUGUGCUUGGGACCCAGAAGAAGAGCGGAGACGACAAGAGCGGUGGCAGCAGGAGCAAGAAAGGUUACUUCAGGAAAGGUACCAAAAAGAACAAGAGAAAUUAAAGGAGGAGUGGGAGAAGGCUCAGAAGGAGGUGGAAGAAGAGGAACGUAAAUAUUAUGAGGAGGAAAGGAAGAUCAUAGAAGACACAGUGUUACCAUUGACCGUGUCACCAGUCAACAGUAUCCAUCAUAGUUUAUCUGAAACAAAUGGAACUUCGGUCUCCAACCACAGUGAACCAGGGCCAGGUGUUCAAGAAGAGCCCUUGAGAGAAGACAGAAAUCAUCUAAUGGACAAUUCAUACUUACAAACCCAGUUAUUGAACAAAGAAGGAGCCAAUCAUAUAGCAUAUGAGGAUCAAACAAAAAGGAAUGGCAGUACUGAAAUAGAAGAGAACAAGGCUACAUCAGUAAAGGAAAUGGACCAAAAGCCUGGACAGCAGCACAAUGCUCCUACCAAACUACACCUUCAGUUAGGACUGACACCUGAGGCACAUUUAUCUGAGGAUGUCAAUAACAGUUUACCUAAUAACAGUGUCCAGCAGAGGACGCCCUGUUUUGAUUCAAAAGGAUUUGUCACCCCGGACAGCCCCAGGGAUAUUGGCUACUCCUCACCAUCUCCAACAUCACAGGGCCAGUCAUUGAACAGGUCUGUGAGUGGAAAGAAAUUGUGCUCUACAUGUGGCCUUCCUCUUGGGAAGGGGGCAGCCAUGAUUAUUGAAACACUCAGCCUGUAUUUUCACAUCCAGUGCUUCAAGUGUGGAGUCUGUAAGGGACAUCUUGGUGGUGCGACUACUGGAACAGAUGUCAGGAUCCGUAGUGGCCUAUUAAACUGCAAUGAUUGUUACACAAGAUCCAGAACGGCCGGUCAUCCCACCCCAUUGUGAUUCCAGCACUUGCCAUGAAGACCUUCCACAGAGAAGAGCCUACACUCUCCCAUGAAGGUGGACUUUAGACAAUCACUUUUACCUGCAGAGAUCCUGACACUCAUCUCAUGACAGUGUGUGGUGCUUGCUAGCAUACUACAUGAUUUGCUUAACAUAUGCCGACAUUCAUUUGGAAAAACAAAUCCAAUAGAUGGUAAACCUAACAAACACCACAAAAGAGCAUUGUGUAUUUGCCAAGAAGAGUUCAGUCAGGCCCUGGUUUACAAAUACCCCCACUUCCUGUGGUGUGAAGGCUUUGAUAAAUGACACGCCCAGGAGGUGCCUCUCUUAAUACUACAUAAGGUGCAGCCGAUUGUAUAUCUACUCAUAGGGCUACACUGUACACACAUGUUACAUCACAUGUAACCAGAAAACACCUCUAUCCUUACAUAUUAAUGAUUGUGGUGUUGUGACAUGCUGAGACACUACUUAGACCUGUGGCGUGGAGGCUCCAGGUCCUGCUUACUGGUGUCCAGUGGUUUGCACCUUCAUUGCUUAUGGGAUGGCAAAGCAUUAAGUUAUAGAUUCCUAUUAGAUAACAUUGACUGCACCAUGAGUCUUACAUACAAGGAAGAUAUAUGCUCUAAUCUUGGGUCACCUGAUGCAAUCCUUCCAGCAUUUCAGAACAAUAGUGAUGUAUCCGUGUGAAAUGUGUAAACUUUGCAGACAGCUGAUGGAUGUGAAUGUUCUUGGGUAUAGACUUUCUAGCACAAUAAAAGUACUUUGCUGUUUUGGUCUCUAUAGAAGCUCAUAGAAUGUAAUCACAGUUGGAAUGUGUUGAAUGCAUACACUAGGGUGACUGAUGCCUUAUCUUAUGUGCAUACCACAUAAUGUUCUCAUUUUUGCAUUACGUUUAGGUAAGUUAUGGAUAUUCAGCUUCAUUUAUUCACUGUGGCAGUAGAUGGCACUAUCACACUGACAAUAGUGAUAGCAGUCAUUGGUGCUUUGUCCACUAUGUAUUGAGGUAUAGAUGGAUUCAGACAAUUUGUGUUUACACUGAGCAUUGGGUUUGGCACUGAGCAUUGGGUUUUACAUCAAUAGCGUUGCUUACUGGCAAGACUACCAGACUUUGCCUACUACCAAUGUCAUUUGGAUAAGGCAGACCUGGCCACUUAACUAAUGUGCACUAUGAAGAAAUGAUCGAAUACAUAUGAGACAGCUGUCUCAAUAAAAAAUAAAAAAAAUUGUAGAUAAAUCAAACAGAACAGUUUUUGUAUUCUGGAAUGUGGUUUUCCUAUGUCCGGAAACCCAAGGGCUCAGAAUUUGCAGCUUGACAUUUACAUUGUAAAGGAAUUAAUUAUUAUUGGAAGCUUGUAAAUGUUUAGAAAGACAUCAGUGUAUCUAGAAGGCUGGUAGGGUAACAAAACACCUGAACCAGCACGUGGCACCCUAAGAAAUAACUAUACUUUCAAAAGUGGCUAUUAAAUACCCCGCCUCAGAAACAAUGGUGCCCUAUUAUUGUGUCAUGUCUGUUUGUAAAGAGUAUAGGAUGCAAAUCUGCUGUUGCAUAAGCAAUAAUAUGUCUUCUCAUGCUUUUAGCAACUAUUUAUUUAAGCGCUAGCACUGAUUAUUUUGCAUGCCGUCGAUAGAUAGGUUCUUUAUCAUGUCUUCACUGCGUAAAGUUUUGAUACAUCUCCAGCACUUGCUAUAUAUUGCAACAUACAAAUGGUGCCUUAAAAUGCAAAACUGUUGCAUGUUCCUGCAGGUGCAACAGAUGCAAUAAAUCUACAUUAUUAAGCAAGGUGAGGGAGAUAGGGAGGGGUCUGGGCUUAUCAUAGAGCUGUAGCUUGAAAUGUAAAGGAAAAAAAAUGUUUAAAAAAAAUGUUUUUGAGUUUUGUUUUUAUUUCUUGUGUUUUGCAUGGAUCCGGGUUUUCCAUAGCUAAUGUUUACAUAUGCAUGGUGUCUAUAGACUUUAUAACUGAUUCUUGCCCAAUAUAAACAUUAUUUUAUAAUCAAGAUUCUGUUCUGUUUCAGAGCUAUCUAGUUAAAGAUAGACCUACAGGUCUCCCCUUCACUGAUCAUCUGUGCUUUUAUAUGGGAUGGGAUUUAAUAUUUAUCUGCAUAACACAUGGUGCAGUAUGUACAUAACAGCAGAAAAUCCAUGCUUUAAUAAAAUCAUCACCAGCACACUGUGUUUGGUUUUCUAUGGUCCCUUUACCAGCUUUUAUGAUAAAUUGGGGCAUAUAUUACAUCACAAUCUCUUUCAGACACUACUUGGUUGAAUGAACUGUAUAGUGGAAUCAUAAGGCUUCACUCAUCCCCAAAAUUCACUUGUGUAUGCCGAUAACCCUAAUAUCCCACUAUGGUAUUAUAGUAAUCUUCUGGGAAGCUGCUAAAUGGGCACUGUCACUUUUAAAAGAAAAAAACUUUUGACUUGUCAAAAAGUUUAAUUGAUCGAGGUCUGGGUGACUGAGAACUCCCAAUGGAAGUCUAUGGGACCAUUCUAGUCACACGCAGUGCGUGGAGAGAAGCACGGAACUGUGCGCGCCUUUCCUGUGUUUUCUACAACAUGCCAAAGUUUUCUUAAAAUGACAUGUAAACUUUAAAUAUAAUUAUUUGGUAGGGUCCACCACUGUAGAGCUGCUUUGGGCCCUGUUUACACCUGACAUGGAGAAAGCAAGGCACUGCCGGAUUGUAAAGCCAAAAAUCAUCUUCUUUUUCUUUUUUUUUCUUUUUUGUAUCUUUUUUUGCUAGUUAAGGAAAGAAAAUCGCCCAUGUCUUUCCUCUUUGUCAUGGUACAGGCAGAACCAGUCUACAGCAAUGUGAUGAUCCCAGAAAACAGCCCCCAUAUCUCAGUUUCCUUUUAUUAUUAAGUUUAAGUGAGGGGGUAUUGUGGUAUUAUGCAUUCACACCUGAAUUUUCUGUGAUUGGAGAUAGGAUUUAAGACAUUUUCAGGUGUCAUGUUUUCAGCACUCUCUUAUAAAUAGUCAACUACUGUCAGGCAUACCAAAUACAGAGCUAGUGUGUGACUGCGUUGUAUAUUUUGCUAACAUAACGUAUUGUGUGCAAUCUGCUGCUGAUCCUUGUGGCAGUGAUAGAAAAUCUUUGACUCUCUGUACUUCUGGUCUUACU